AUGAGCGCGUCGGCAAAAAUCAGCUACUUGUUACAGGUGGGCGAUUCCAACCAUGACGGGGACAUUUGGAAGUGGCUGGACGAGACACCCGGCAGUGUACGGGUUUUGGAUGUAGUAUCCGGUAGGGACACGGUGGAACCCGCUCUUGACCAAAUGCUUUCUCAUUGGUGCUUUCAAAGGAAUCAUGGAUUGUGGAAGAAGAGCGGUAUCCAGAGAUGCUUAGAACGUUCUAAUCUCGGUUACAUCAAUCAGCCAAGCGCAGGUACCAUCCAUUGGUUGCCCUUAGGCUUGAAAGUGUUGAAGAAUGUUGAAACCAUCAUCCGUGAUGAGAUGGACCGUGUUGGUGGUGAAGAGUUCAGUUUGAGCUCUUUGAGUAGUAGAGACCUAUGGCAGCAGACUGGGAGAUGGAAGAACACCGAACUGUUCAAGAUGAAGAUAAAUGACGGUGAGAAUGACGACUUCUGCCUGGCCCCAACGCACGAGGAGGAGAUUACAAACCUAAUCAAAUUGGCAAACGUCAACUACAAGGCAUUGCCACUGUUAACUUACCAGAUCACUCGUAAGUACAGAUUUGAGAAACGUCCGCGCGGUGGAUUGUUGAGAGGCCGUGAAUUUGUCAUGAAGGACGCAUACUCAUUCGAUAAGGACCAUAACGGUGCCAUCGAAACCUUCGACAAAGUUAACGAGGCGUAUUACAAGAUCUUCUCAAGGCUGAAAGUGCCCUUUGAAAGAGCAGUGGCCGACUCAGGAGACAUAGGUGGUAACCUCAGUCAAGAGUGGCACUUCGUCAAUCCAGUAGGUGAGGAUCUGCUAUAUAAAUGCACGCAUUGCUCAACGGUUUCAAACGUUGAAAAGACGGUAGCAUUACCACUUGACGACUCACCUCCUGCCAAAGUGGCAAAAGUACAAUACGCAUUGACCCAAGAUAAUGAAACUCUUGUUGCUGCUUAUUACCCCGAUGAUCGGGUGUUCCUCCCAAAUUUGCUCAAAGAUCAAGUUGAAGACAUUGAUAUGUCAUCUCUUUUGUUAUCCCCAGAAGAAGUGGUCGAAAGGUUCCAAGGUGAAGGAGAUGAGGAGCUGAUUCUAAAAAAGUUCAUCCGUAUAAUGGAUGCAAGACUGAACGAUUCCACGGAUUUACCUGAUUUCCCAAUUUCAACUUUCCAGAAGAACAACUUUACUCUGAUAACUGAUGUACCACUGGUUGAAGCCCGUGAGGGUGAAAUCUGCGGCGAGUGUGAAGAAGGUACUUUGACUGGAAUGAAUGCAAUUGAAGUUGGACACACUUUUUACCUCGGCACGAGAUACUCAAAGCCUAUGAAUGCAAGAUAUGCAACUGCUCAGAACACUUCAGAACUGUUAGAGAUGGGAUGUUACGGUAUAGGGGUCUCAAGAAUUGUUGGUGCCAUCGCACAGAUGAACAGGGAUCAACAAGGACUUGUAUGGCCUUCUACAAUUGCUCCAUACCAGGUUGCAUUGGUUGUUGCACCAAGAGUCGAUUCUCAAACCGUUGACGAUGCGUUGAGACUGUUAUCUCCAUGGAAAGUGAUGCAAGAUCAAAACGAAAAGACUGGCUUUGGUGCAAAGAUCAUCAACGCAAAGAUGCACGGUAUCCCAAUCGUUGCAGUUGUCGGUAAAAACUGGCCAAUUGUUGAAUUGGAAGUGCGUGGUAAGAGAUGGAAACCUGAUAACGAUGAAACACCUUACGACUACGAAAUAGCAUUACAACAAAAGACAGAAGAGUGGGGAUGGACCUGUGAAGUUAACAAUGGUGUUGAAAAGCACUUUGUCCAAAAGGAUCGCAUCCAGGACGUUAUCUCUCUGUUGCUAAAGGACUUGUGA
Messenger RNA from Williopsis jadinii, 1839 nucleotides. RefSeq names its product putative proline--tRNA ligase AIM10 (gene AIM10). Gene Ontology annotation, biological process: prolyl-tRNA aminoacylation. Bases 1 to 1839 code for a protein of 612 amino acids. Lineage: Eukaryota; Fungi; Ascomycota; Saccharomycetes; Phaffomycetales; Wickerhamomycetaceae. The transcript is spliced from 2 exons. The record is from RefSeq and is a predicted model, not a curated record. Gene Ontology annotation, molecular function: ATP binding; proline-tRNA ligase activity. Gene Ontology annotation, cellular component: cytoplasm; mitochondrion.